CCUGCUUCGCGAUGCGGUUUGUUAUUGAAGCGCAGCGCCUUUAAAUGUUAGGGGAAAUGUUGACGCUCAGGAGUUGAUGGAAGUUGGUGAGUGUUUGAUAAACGCCUACAAAUUGUUCAGCGAAGUUAACUGCGUGGCUUGUUAGUUGAGAGUAUGGCUGAAAGGAAAAUUAAGGGUUUAAUUCGUCUGAAAGCAGCUACAUAAAAAGAUACAUAAAAAUGUCAGGGGCCCAUGAGCAGAGCAGGAAGCGGCGGCCCCCCAAAAUGUUCUUGAUCUCGACCGACCUUAAGGUGCAGGACCAGCUGGAAGGUACCAUUCGGCUGCAGCGGGGGAACAUCUGCCAGGAACAGGAUUUGAAACAGGGCAGAGGCGACCACGCAUGGGUCAAGGUGUUAGACAAUGGCAUCAUGGUAAAAAUAGAGAGGAAGUUCCUGCUUGAAGUCCCAACUGACCUUGUCGGCCUGUUGGAGCCUGUGACUGAUCCGGAGGCUCGUUUCAAAUUACUAAGCAAUCCCGGGAAGCUGCAGACGUUGGCUGCUUCUCCCAUCGGGACCCCGUUGUGGGUCCAAAUAGGCCAAACGGACGAGCUGGCAGAGGCGGAGCUCAAAUUCAUCGGACCACUGACCAGAGGGAGCAGCGCUGUGUAUUUUGGGGUUCAACUCAAGGGCUCAGCUGCCGGUAAAGGAAAGAGCAACGGUUCCUUUAAGGGCAACAGGCUCUUCAUCUGCCCCGAUGCCUGCGCCCUCUUCGUCCCCAUCAGCCACAUCAGGCACCGCCACUGGCUUCGCAACAACGGUUCAGACGCACACGAACGAGCCCGCGAGCGAGACCACCCCCACCACCACCCCCACCCCCCUCACCGCAGCAUCAGCGGCGGCGGCAAUAAUCAGCCCAGCAACGGUCACCAUGGCGGCAACGACCGCCCGAACCAUCACCAGCAGCACGGUCGACACAUCAGUUUCCUCCAGCAUCAUCCCGUCAGCCCUCCUCAGCCGCAGCCGCACGCUUUCGGCGUCCUCCCCCGGACCGCGGAGUCAGCUCCCAUCACGGCUCAAAACCAGGUCCAGUUCCGAGGACCCCCGUCGCCUCUGCCGUUCCACAUCGGCCAGUGGGUGUGUUUCCCCCUGGAGGACACCGUCGAGAGGGGCGAGGUGCGCUUCUGUGGCCUCCUGCCAGGUCGGAGCUCGUCAGGGAUCUACGUCGGAGUCCUGCUGGACGCUCCUGUUGGUAACUGGGACGGACAUUAUAAAGGAGAGAAGCUCUGCCACAUUCCUACCCCCGUCUAUGGUCUACUGCUGCCAGUAACCAAGGUUUCAUCAGAGCCGAAAUCCCUUCGCCACAACCCUCCUUCUCUAAUUCCCAAAUCCAUCCUGAAGCCCUUGCCGCCCCCCGUCACUAAACAAGGCCCGACGUCACCGCCCGCCGUCAAGGUCGCCCUGAUGCCUCCCACCAAACAAGCAGCCAAACCUCCUCCGCUGCCGCCGCCAAAGCCCGUCCACAAACCGUCGCCCCUUCCCCCUCUCCCGCCUCCCAAACCCCAAAGCCCGACGUCACCGACCUCCGCGGACCAGCUGCAGCACACCAACGGCGUACACGGCCCGCCCUCGCCGCUGAGGACGCCGGACUACGUCGACGCCGCAGGGGAGAACGGGGAGGCGGGACCGGAGGGCGAGCUGGAGGUGGGGUCGAUGGUUGAAGUGAACGAGCCGCCGCUUUUCGGGGUGAUCCGCUGGGUUGGACGCAUCAGUGGGAUUUCAGAGCCGGUGGCGGGGAUUGAGCUGGACCAAGAGCUGUCUGCUGGAACAGACGGUAGUUACCUCGGCGAGCGCCACUUCCGUUGCCCGGCCAACAAAGGGCUCUUCGUUAAGCUUCGCAACUGUAGGCGAGAUUCCAGGUUCCCCGCCCCCGAGACGCCCGUCAAUCAAGUGGAGCGGUGCAACUCAAUAGCCUUUGCAGAAUGGGGCAGCGAGCGCGUGGAGGAGCACACUCCUCCCGUGGAUGGAGAUGAGGCCAGAGAGCUCUACCAGGGCCGCAAGAGAGGCAUCCAGGGUCACCUCAACUCCUGCUACCUAGAUGCUACCUUGUUCAGUCUGUUCUCGUGCUGUAGUUCAGCAGACUGGGCGUUAUUCUGGCCGUCCGACCCCGACACCGACCAAAGCUCCAUCCAGGCUCAGGACCUGCUGCGCUGUGAGAUAGUCAACCCACUGCGCAGGUUCGGCUACGUGUGCGCCAGUAAGACGAUGGCCUUGAGACGACUGCUGGAGGCUGCGAAUAGUGACACGGGUUUCACCAAUCAGGAGAAAGAUCCUGAAGAAUUCCUCAACAAGCUUUUCCAGCUCCUCCGAGUCGAGCCGCUCCUCAAGAUCAGAUCGAUGACUCAUCAGCCUCAGGAGUGUCACCUCUACCAGCUCUUCCCGCCUUCCCUUCCUCCCUCCCCUUCCUCACUUUCACCCCUCUCCCCUAUCGACUCCCCCGUCCCUCUGUCCCCGCCGCCCUCCAGUCGGAUGAGGGUCGCCAGCGUCCAGUCCCUGCUGGAGUCCUCCUUCCUCCACGCCGGCCUCAAGUUCGUCGAGGCUCCCUCCUCCCUCUUGCUGCUCAUGCCCAGGUUCGGGAAGGACUUUAAAAUGUUUGACGCCAUCUUGCCCACCCUCAGCCUGGACAUCACAGACCUGCUCGACGACACUCUGAGACAGUGCAGCAUCUGUCAGGCCGUAGCUGAGUGGGAGUGUCUCCAGUGUUACGAAGACCUGGACAUCACUCCCGGUCAUCUCAAACAGUACUGCCAGACCUGCAACACACAGGUCCACAGUCACAGGAAGCGAGUCUCCCACAACCCGGUGAAGGUUAGCGUUCCAGGGGGACCGUGGACCACCCCUCUGUACUGCACCCGCCAGCAGAUGUCUCUCUUCGCCGUGACGUGCAUCGAGACGAGCCAUUACGUGAGCUUCGUCAAGCACGGGCCCCUCCCGACCGACUGGCUGUUUUUUGACAGCAUGGCGGACCGAGAAGGUGGCGAGAACGGCUUCAACAUCCCCCAGGUGAAGGCGUGUCCCGAGGUGGGCCGUUACCUCAGCCUGUCGGAGGAGGAGCUCGGCAGGGUCGACCCCGCCUCUCUGCGGGAGUCGGCCCGCCGUCUGCUCUGCGACUCCUACAUGUGUCUGUACCACAGCCCUGAGCUCAGCCUGUACAAGUGACGCACAUCCCACAACAACACGUCGUCCUCGGGUUCUCCGGCUCCUUAAAACACUGCAAAAUAUCGACUUUUGUUUAGGAAGAACGAGGCUUGACCAGCAUUUAUUUCUCACCUUAUGCAGUAGAUGGUGAAAUGGUUCAUAAAAGCAGAGACACACAGAAUGUAUUCAGCCUCUUUGGCUCUGUUCACACUUAAAAAAAAGCAUUUUGGUUCAUCUUAAAUCAGCUCCAAAUUUAGUCUGUUACCAGAUUGCAUUGAGGAAACUGUGAUUUUGUACUUUAAGCCACAUUCAGUGUUGAUCUACGUGUGAACCGCAGUGUGAAUGCAAACUAGAGCCCAGCUGACGCACGUCAUCGGCAGAUUUGAGCUCAUCAGUAUCGACAUGAACAGUAUGUUGGCCGUUAUGUAACAAGAAACAGCAGCACAGAUGUGUUUUGUUCAUAUUGAAACAGUUUCUCCAUUACAAAGCUUCUCCACCAGAGAGCAGUUUAUUUUUCAACUGUAAUUCAUAUUUAUGAAAUAUUAUUAAAUCAUGUUUAUGUAAACUGUUAAACAAAAAUGAAUGUCGGCCGAUAUGUUGUUAUCGGAUCUUUUUUUAGGUCUAAAAUACCAAAUAUCGAUCGAGGUCUAACGCAGAUUCAAUGUACAUUUUGACAGACACCUGAGAACAUUUUAUUAACCGUGUGUUAAAUGUUUUGUUUUUCUGUGUAGCAGCUGUCGCAUUUUCCUCACAGAUACAAACGAGUCUGAGCGAUAUGAUGAAUCUGAUCGUUCUCGAGAUGCAUUCGAGAGUUAUUUUAAACCCACGUGUACUACAGUCUGAAGUGGAUUCAGGAUCCAAAGGGGCCUUAGAGGAGCCUGUUAGAUCAAAUAAAAACAUGACAAUCAUGAAAAUUCACAUGACAACAGUACUAAUGACAAUGUGCUUAAUGAACAAAUGUUGCCUGUCUGUAGUUUAUUAAGUUUAAGAGCUUUUUACACUCAUGAAUUUGUUGGUAAAUGAUCGGCUGCAGUACUAAACAUUCCUGAAUGACUGCUUAACUUGUGCCUUAAUUAUUGUUCACACACUGUACAGAACACGAUAAUACAUGUUCACUUUACAAUUCAAUUUGCACUGCUACAUUUACAUGUCAGGUAUGUGUGUGUUUAUAUAAAAGCGUUGCACUAAACUGAAUGUAAAGAUUGCACUAUAUCUACCAAAGAUGUUUGACCUUUUGUAUCGCUUACAGGUUGUUUAAUAAAACACAGCCGUCAAAAAACAAACUGUGGACCAUGUCCUAAUAAAUGCUUUGAUAAUCUU
Thunnus maccoyii (southern bluefin tuna) is the source of this 4493-nucleotide messenger RNA. RefSeq names its product ubiquitin carboxyl-terminal hydrolase CYLD (gene cyld3). Lineage: Eukaryota; Metazoa; Chordata; Actinopteri; Scombriformes; Scombridae. Gene Ontology annotation, cellular component: cytosol. The transcript is spliced from 17 exons. Gene Ontology annotation, biological process: regulation of mitotic cell cycle; positive regulation of extrinsic apoptotic signaling pathway; protein K63-linked deubiquitination. Bases 219 to 3194 code for a protein of 991 amino acids. The record is from RefSeq and is a predicted model, not a curated record. Gene Ontology annotation, molecular function: cysteine-type deubiquitinase activity; K63-linked deubiquitinase activity.